GUCGUUUCCUGAGCGCGUGUUGAACGUGUUUUCCGCAUCCGAAAGAAUUAAAUCUUUCUCACGAAAGUCCUCUGAAUAGCAAAGAGAAGUCUCGCGAAAUAUUGUAUUCGAAAUUAAGGAACUGAGUUCCUUACAAACUACCGUCGAAGCUUCGUAAUUAAUUUGAUCCGAAGAACGUUUACCCAGUUGCCAAAAAUGACGGCCAGCGGCGAUGGACGUAGUGCCCACGGAAAGGCUUACAAAGAUAAAAGCAAACCCACCGAUAUUCGAAGCAGCAACAUCAAUGCUGCGAAAGCUGUUAGCGAUGCGAUCCGAACUAGUUUGGGCCCUCGAGGAAUGGACAAAAUGAUUCAAGCUAGCAAUGGAGAAGUUACUAUUACAAACGACGGUGCAACCAUUCUGAAGGAAAUGAGCGUUGUACAUCCUGCAGCUAAGAUGUUAGUUGAAUUGUCAAAAGCACAGGACAUCGAGGCUGGCGAUGGUACCACCAGCGUUGUUGUCAUGGCUGGCUCUCUUUUGGAAGCUUCAGAACGUCUGUUGCAGAAGGGAAUACAUCCUACUUUGAUCAGUGAUGCUUUCCAGAAAGCUUCCACCAAAGCUGUGCAAAUACUGACGGACAUGUCUAUUCCCGUUGACUUGAGAGACAAGCAGUCGUUAAUUAGAGCUGCAGCAACUUCUCUUAAUUCCAAAGUUGUCGUUCAACAAUCAAGCCUUCUGGCACCGUUGGCCGUAGAUGCAGUAUUAAAAGUUACAGAGGAAGGAAAGGAUAGUACUGUAGAUCUUACUAAUGUAAAAGUAAUUAGGAAACUAGGCGGUACCGUCGAGGAUACUGAACUCGUUGAAGGAUUAAUAUUCACCCAAAAAUCUUGUAACGUUAAUGGGCCGAAACGAAUUGAGAAAGCAAAGAUAGGCUUAAUACAAUUUUGUAUUUCACCUCCCAAAACGGAUAUGGAUCACAAUGUAAUUGUGUCUGAUUAUGCCGCGAUGGACCGUGUCUUGAGAGAAGAGAGAGCUUACAUAUUGAACAUUGUGAAGCAGAUUAAAAAAGCUGGUUGCAAUGUACUUUUAGUACAGAAAUCUAUUCUUCGCGACGCUAUUAGCGAUCUCGCUAUACACUUCUUAGACAAGAUCAAAGUUAUGGUGAUCAAGGAUAUCGAGCGCGAAGAUAUUUCGUUCGUAUGCAAGACAUUGGGUUGCAGACCGAUCGCGUCACUCGAUCAUUUCGUUGCCGAAAAUCUAGUUAACGCAGAAUUAUGCGAAGAAGUACAGACCGGAUCAUCGAAAUUUGUUAAGAUUACUAAGAUACAAAAUCCUGGGCCGACAGUGACUGUUCUUGUUCGGGGCAGUAACAAGUUGGUCUUGGAGGAAGCAGCACGUUCAUUGCACGACGCUUUAUGCGUGGUUCGUUGCCUGGUGAAACAGAAGGCUCUGAUCGCUGGCGGUGGAGCGCCCGAGAUAGAGCUCGCAUUGAAAUUGGGAGCAUAUGCUCAAACUUUGAGCGGCGUUGAUGCUUAUUGCAUUAAAGCUUUUGCAAAUGCAUUCGAGAUAAUUCCAUCGACCUUAGCAGAAAACGCGGGAUUGAAUCCUAUCGCGACUGUAACGGAGCUGCGAAACCGGCAUGCCAAGGGUGAGCAUACCGCUGGAAUUAAUGUGCGGAAGGGUACGGUAACUAAUAUCUUAGAAGAGAACGUGAUUCAACCGCUAUUAGUUUCCACGAGUGCUAUUACUCUCGCUACAGAAACCGUUCGUAGUAUAUUGAAAAUCGAUGAUAUCAUAAACACGAAUCAGUAAUAUAAGGUACUGCGCAAAUUCCUUUUCUCGAUUCCGAAAUGCUAGUUUUGAGUUCGUACCUUUAACUUUUAAUAUUUCUGUCUUUAAUAUUUCUGAAUUUAAACAAUUUGCUGAGCUAAUAAAAUCGAAUUUGUUUAACAUUCUCGAAAAUUAUUUUACACUGUCUUAAAAUAAAAUUGACCCGAUCCCUAAGCAGAAUUUGUCGUACGUAAAAUGUCCUGAAAGAAGCAGAUUUAAGUACAUAUGGAUAUACAAAAAUUAAUUUAAUUUUUAUUAUUUACUACUACAGAGCAUACUUAACUUAUGUUUCGUGUAAAAAACAAGUGUAAAUCCCGUAUGUUAAAUUAUACUUACAAUUUAAUAACAUUAAACAUAUAAUUCCGUAUUCAAACUAAA
This is a messenger RNA of Ceratina calcarata, 2187 nucleotides long. It is a transcript of the gene CCT4, whose product is annotated as chaperonin containing TCP1 subunit 4. NCBI's taxonomy places the organism in Eukaryota, Metazoa, Arthropoda, Insecta, Hymenoptera, Apidae. The transcript has 9 exons. The record is from RefSeq and is a predicted model, not a curated record. The coding region runs from base 196 to 1791 and encodes 531 amino acids. Gene Ontology annotation, biological process: protein folding. Gene Ontology annotation, molecular function: ATP-dependent protein folding chaperone; ATP hydrolysis activity; ATP binding.